GAUCUUUACUCAAGCAAAGAGAAUGGAAAAACCAAGUCAGCACUACAUUACCCAGAAUGCAAUAGUAGGCAUAUUUCGCUGCGAUUGGAUGUUGGUCAGAUCGCGUGAGGAGCACGUAAAAGGAAAUCUCACUACUAAGAAAACGUUCAUUGAGAAUGAUGUCUGGACGUAGGGUGGUGGUUUUCCCCUCAGUGGCCGAGCUUGGAUGCACUCUGGCCCAGCUGGUGUCCUCUCGAGCAGAGAAAGCUCUCAGCACAGGUGCAAGCUUCUCUCUGGGUCUUUCAGGAGGGAGUUUGGUGUCCAUCCUGAGUAAGGAGCUGCCUGCUGUCCCAAACCUGGACUGCAGCAGAUGGCUCGUUGGGUUCUGCGAUGAGAGGCUCGUUCCAUUCACUGAUCCCGAGAGCACUUAUGGCUUAUAUAUGAAUCAGUUGUUUGGGAAAAUCAACAUUCCAGAAGAAAGGAUUUUGGCUAUAGAUCCUUGUUUACCUGUGCAAGAAUGUGCUGAGGACUAUGCUGGUAAACUGAGCAAGGCUUUUAACACGGAGCAAAUUCCAGUUUUUGACAUGUUGUUGCUGGGAAUGGGACCGGAUGGACACACCUGCUCUCUCUUUCCAGAUCACCCUUUAUUACAGGAAAGCCAGAGGACAGUGGCACCCAUCUCUGACUCCCCCAAACCACCGCCUCAGCGUGUCACUAUGACAUUACCCACAGUUAACGCUGCUCGAUGUGUAGUGUUCGUGUCAACUGGGGGCAGCAAAGCUCCUAUACUCAAGCAAGUAUUGGAGGGUGGAGAAGGCCCUGCGCUUCCAGCAGCUCUGGUGGCACCUGGACAGGGAGAGCUCUUCUGGCUGGUGGACGAGCCAGCAGCUGCCUCCCUCACGGCUCCGGUGGAGAGGCCAGGACCCGGAGCAAAGCUCUGAAUUUAGGAGACAGAACUUGUAAAAACACUGUUUGCAAAGAUUUUUUACAAUUAUCCUUACAUUAUAAUUACUGCAAUUAUCAUUACUACUGUAAAACUACGAUGGGAUCUAUGAAGUUUUUAGAAUCCAACUAAAUAUAUAUAUAAACAAUAAAGUAGUAAAACAAAUGUACACCUUUUUACUAGCAUAGCUUUAUUAUAACAUUGAAUCAGGAAACAUUUUGUUAGAUACAAUCUGAAUCUGUUAUUUAAAAAAACAAUUGACCAAAUCAUUUAAUUACUUUUUGGGAGGUUAAUUUCCUUUAUGCAAUUAUUCUAUUUUGGUUGUAUUUUAUUUGCCAUGGGAUAAAAAUAAAAAAAGCAAUUUUGACUUUUUA
This is a messenger RNA of Carassius gibelio (silver crucian carp), 1296 nucleotides long. It is a transcript of the gene pgls, whose product is annotated as 6-phosphogluconolactonase. The transcript is spliced from 6 exons. The coding region runs from base 156 to 920 and encodes 254 amino acids. The record is from RefSeq and is a predicted model, not a curated record. Gene Ontology annotation, biological process: pentose-phosphate shunt; carbohydrate metabolic process. Lineage: Eukaryota; Metazoa; Chordata; Actinopteri; Cypriniformes; Cyprinidae. Gene Ontology annotation, molecular function: 6-phosphogluconolactonase activity.